Messenger RNA from Cornus florida, 1868 nucleotides. RefSeq lists its product as uncharacterized. Lineage: Eukaryota; Viridiplantae; Streptophyta; Magnoliopsida; Cornales; Cornaceae. The record is from RefSeq and is a predicted model, not a curated record. The coding region runs from base 122 to 715 and encodes 197 amino acids. The transcript has a single exon.
AGUGGAGCUAGGUUUGCCGAAUUAGAUAGCCAAACGCGGCUUAUACAAAAACAGCUCUCUCUAGACUCUCUCCCAUUCUCUCUCCAUACUUCCCCUUUCUACUUUCCUUACUGUAACUGAAAUGGCCACAUCAACUAGAAAAUCAAGCGGAGCGGUGCUUCGCUCCCUCUCUCCUUCCGGAAGAUUCUACUCUUCGCAUUCGUCAUCGUCUUCUGCUUUUGCUUCGUCUAGCUCCAGCUUUUCGUCACGAUCCACCACUUUCUUUCACAGAUCUACCUCUCCAACGCGUGUCAAUCUCUACGGGUCGGCUCCGUCGGCUCCGUCCGUACGUUUCUCACUUGACCGCCCGGGUUCUCCAGGCCGGUCCAUCUCGGUGUCUCGCAAUCAGAUGGUGAAGAAGCCGACCAACAAUCCGUUGUCGAAUCGCAAGAGGACUUGUAUGUGUUCGCCGACGACACAUCCAGGUUCGUUUCGGUGUAGUUUGCACAAGAACUUCAACAACAAUCACUCGGUGUCAUAUCCGUCCAACCGAUUGAAUGCUCGGAGGUCGGCGAUGACCAACUCGCUGGUCCGAAUCGGAACGGUUGAAGGCGAUUUGGUGAAGAGAGCUUUGGCGGCUCUGAUUCGACCUUCGUCUCACCAGCAGCGGAGGCGUACGUCUUUUCAGCCUAGGCCGAGUCGGCUCUCGAUCAUGUCAAACGCCGACGAUCUGUGAUGAAAUCAGUGUACGUUGAUGAAUAAACUCCCAGAUAUCAUUAUUUUCUCAAAAAUUGUAAGUUUCCGGCGACGGAGACGACAGAUCCCGGCCGCAGGCGGUUUUGUAAUGCCCAGCACAGGCGGUGUAGCCGGUUUCAGAUCCCGGCGAAUUUGUUGGCAGUAGACCCGGUGGAGGUCGGCACGGACUAGUUUUUGGUGUACUCCGGUGACCGAGACACUGAAGAUCCAAUUACAGGACUAUAAUACUUUGUGUACAUAAAUAUAAUAUAUACAUAUAUAUAUAUAUAAGCCUUUUUAAGGCAAAUGAAGCAGAUUUGGACUUGAAUUCCAUCUAAAUGACCUUCAAAACUAAAUUUAAAACCCAGAUCAAUUAACAUGAGAUCAAUUUUGUUGAAGUCGAUUACAAAAAUGGUUUCAUAUCGUGUUGAAUGACCAUCCACAGAUCAGUUCGUUCCAUCGUCGUCUGUGUUGCGUUCGUUGUGUGACGAUGAUAAUUUGGACGCCCUCCGUUAAGAUUGACGGUUGAGUUGACGUUUUCCGUUUGCCCUUGGUUUGUGUGUAUUUUGUGAGGUUUAGCAAUAGUACAGCAGAGGAUUCAUCGUACUGGUAUUCACCGUAUACUCCUUAUGCGUAUCUUGGAGGUGUGUAUUUCCUUCAUUUCUUGUUUAUUCUUUUAUUUUCCUAAAAAAAAAAAAAAUUCUUAUUCAAUUCUUAUUGUUUGGUGCUCUUGCAGGUUCAUAUGUACAAAUUUGGAUGCCAAGAAAUGUUUAAAUCUGACUUUGGAGAACAUGAAACCGUGGGCCACGGAACCACGGGAAAAAUAAUAAACAAUGGACCAGGGGUGACCGAGACAGCUUUUUAGAUGAAAAAGAUUUGCACUUGAUUCCCUAAGUAACUUAGCCAAAAAAGAAAAAAAAAGAAAACAAAAAAUACUUGAGGAGUACCUAAUUACUCAAUAUAAAAUUAAGAUAAAAUACAGCAGUAUGUUUUUUUAGAUUUGUUAAAAGAACAUUAUGAUAAAAGUUAUUUGUUUUUUUUAGACAAAAAUACUGUUUGAAAAUUGAAAAGUGAACAAGGCAUUAUUGAAGCCGGUACAUUUUUUUAGGUUUGUCCAAUGAACAUUUAGAUAAAAGUUAUUUGUUUUUUGGAUA